CUGAGCUUUUGUUAUUGUUUGUUAACGAUGGAAGUGUCUAAUGAAAUUAAGGAAGACAUUCGCAAAACUCAAUCGGACUUGAAAAAUGCAAUUCGAGUUCACCAGAUUUGGGUCGCGCGUCUUCAGGAAGAUGAAAACAACGUGCACUUGAAAACUAAAGUAAAAGAAGCUGAAAAGGACAUUAUUGUAAUUGGUCAGGCUCAGAAAUUAGUGGUCGAUAGGCUUCGUCGAGAGCUUGAACUGUACCAGCAGCGACUUCGAGCAAGAAAUAAGCAAGUAAACAUUGAAAAUGAUAACCGUUAUGUUGCUCAGCAAUUAAGGGACCAUCAGAUCCAAUACCGUAAUAGACACCGCUCUGUGUCUCUUUUAAAACCAUCCGUACUUAAUGAGAUACAUAUAAAAUCAGAAAAUAAUCAUGACGAUGCAAAAGAUAUUAUUUCUGAUUCAGAAAAUGAGACUAAAUCUUUCAUUGAAAAAGAGAAUUCAAAUCACAGUGAAAUGGAUGACAAGGAGAAAUAUCAGAGGACCUAUUCCCAAAUGCCAAAUUCAGUACAUGGUAGUAGAAAUAACUUUGCCAAUGCACUUAAUAAAGUCAAGGAGUCUCUCAUCAUAGUAAAAGUACAACAGAAUGACUGGCACGUGACAAGAUCAGACUCUGAUUCCUCAGCUGGAGUGCAGCAUUCACCGUCACCAUCACCUCCUCCACUCCCUGAGCCCGGGGAGCCCGUGACCCAGGAAACCUUUAUGAGACUCAUUGGUCUGGUGACUCACUCUCAAAGAGAAUUGCUGGAGAAGAAGCGCAAUGAGCGACGAAAAAGGUCUACCACUAGCACCAAUAGAACUGACUUCUUGUAUGGAAACUUUGAUAUGUUACCUGCUAAACGGAAGAAAUACAACAAUUUCCCGUACCUUCAAACCCACACUGAUCCACCACAAACUCGUUCAGCAAAAUUACGCAAGCAACAGUUUUCUUUUCAGAAUCAAAGCUGCCAUAACAAAACAUCGCGAGAUAAUUCUCGCGAAGGUUCACCAUCGGGUUCGUCCACAGAAAAUAAAGAUACUAAAGAGAAUAAAGGUUGGGGAAGUAAUAAGCCUGCGUGGGUGGCCGCACUACCAGCGGGGCUUUCAGUAGAGCCAGUAUUUUCUCCGGCCAAGAAAGUUUGCCACGGUUGCGGUAGAAGUGACGUGCCGUCACUAUUAGUAUGGUGUUCGGCGUGUAAGGUGUGCGUUCACACGGGGUGCGGUGUGGAGGGACGCUGCUGCAGCUGCCGCGCGCCGCUGCCUGACCCGCUGGCCACGGCGCCGAAGCACCACACGCACCAGAUCUACAGAGAUAAACUAGCAGAACGCAAACGUCUUCAAGAAAAGAACAUUGAAUUGUGCGUGGAACUUCGUAAGCUAGAAGCGCGAGCUGCAACACUCAAGGAAAAUCUCGAUGAACAUAAUGCAGAGAAGAGACAACUACUCGCAGACCAGAUUAAAACUCAACGGAACUUACAGAAACUGCUAGACUUCAUCAGCCAGUUUAAAGAGACCUCAAUAAGCAUCCGUUCCACAUCGAUUAGCGAAACUGGCAGCGAGAUUAGUAAAAGUAACGAAGAUUAAAAGGUAUUACCAGGCGUACGAGUCAAUAAGGUCUGUGGUAAAUGUUGUCUCAUUAGGUAUAGUCAGGCAUAAUAAUAUGCCAGUAGUUCAAAUAUUGUUAAUGGUUUUUUAAGCCAUAGGGUAAGGAACAGAUAAUGAAUUUUAUAUUAAAAUCCAGAGAAAGUUCCCUUCAAACUCAUCAAUAUUUUGAUCAGUGAAACAUUUAACCUAGUACAAUAUUUUUUUAUCAGUACAUAUAGUACUGAUGGUGUAUAGUAAUGUCAGUAUAUGAAUUAUUAAAAUUGAAUUUUCCCCAAAAGCCCGUAAUUUGAUAACGAAAUUGACAUAUGAACGCUUACAUAUGAAUGUAUUCUACAUAUGAAUGUAUUCUUGCAUCAUGCAAUAAUAUUUUUUCAUAGACUUGCAAAAUAACCGAUGUUAGUUUAAUUUAUGUUGAUUAUGUAUGUGAAUCUGUUGAUUUUAGGUAUAAUAUGCAUAUUUUUUUAUUCAUAAAAGGUUAGCCAAAAAAAGUGUUCAGUAUUGAUUCCUAAUAUAAUUUAACCUAGUGUUGUAGCGUAAGCGAUCAUUUACAAAAUAGUUGGAAUUCUUUGUUUUUAGCGAAAUAAGUUUAUGAAU
Messenger RNA from Hyposmocoma kahamanoa, 2220 nucleotides. RefSeq names its product PHD finger protein 21A-like. The transcript has 12 exons. The record is from RefSeq and is a predicted model, not a curated record. Bases 28 to 1605 code for a protein of 525 amino acids. NCBI's taxonomy places the organism in Eukaryota, Metazoa, Arthropoda, Insecta, Lepidoptera, Cosmopterigidae.